UCCCCGAGGGGCGGGGGCCCGCGGCGCAGGCAGUCAGAGCGCGCGCUGCAGCGGCAGAGCCAAAGCCGGGAGCCCAAGCGGCCGCCGGAUCGCAGCCCGUGGGGCCAGCCGCAACCAUGGGCAACCGUGGCAUGGAGGAUCUAAUCCCGCUGGUCAACCGGCUGCAGGAUGCCUUCUCCGCCAUCGGCCAGAACGCGGACCUCGACCUGCCGCAGAUCGCCGUGGUGGGCGGCCAGAGCGCCGGCAAGAGCUCGGUGCUCGAGAAUUUCGUAGGCAGGGACUUCCUGCCCCGAGGAUCUGGCAUUGUCACCCGACGCCCCCUGGUCCUGCAGCUGGUCAAUGCUACCACAGAAUAUGCCGAGUUCCUGCACUGCAAGGGGAAGAAAUUCACCGACUUCGAGGAGGUGCGCCUGGAGAUUGAGGCUGAGACCGACCGGGUGACUGGCACUAACAAGGGCAUCUCUCCGGUGCCCAUCAACCUCCGCGUCUACUCGCCGCACGUGCUGAACCUGACCUUAGUGGACCUGCCCGGAAUGACCAAGGUCCCAGUGGGGGACCAACCUCCCGACAUCGAGUUCCAGAUCCGGGACAUGCUUAUGCAGUUCGUCACCAAGGAGAAUUGCCUCAUCUUGGCCGUGUCCCCAGCCAACUCCGACCUGGCCAACUCUGAUGCCCUCAAGGUCGCCAAGGAGGUGGACCCCCAGGGUCAGCGCACCAUCGGGGUCAUCACUAAGCUGGACCUGAUGGACGAGGGCACAGAUGCCCGUGAUGUUCUGGAGAACAAGCUGCUCCCGCUGCGCAGAGGCUACAUUGGAGUGGUGAACCGGAGCCAGAAGGACAUCGAUGGGAAGAAGGAUAUCACGGCUGCCUUGGCCGCUGAACGCAAGUUCUUCCUCUCCCACCCUUCCUACCGCCACUUGGCUGACCGCAUGGGCACGCCCUACCUGCAGAAGGUCCUUAACCAGCAACUGACAAACCACAUCCGGGACACGCUGCCAGGGCUGCGGAACAAGCUUCAGAGCCAGCUGCUGUCCAUUGAGAAGGAGGUGGAGGAGUACAAGAACUUCCGCCCUGAUGACCCAGCGCGCAAGACCAAGGCUCUGCUGCAGAUGGUCCAGCAAUUUGCUGUAGACUUUGAGAAGCGCAUUGAGGGCUCAGGGGACCAGAUCGAUACCUAUGAACUGUCGGGGGGAGCCCGCAUCAACCGGAUCUUCCAUGAGCGCUUCCCCUUUGAACUGGUCAAGAUGGAGUUUGACGAGAAGGAACUCCGAAGGGAGAUCAGCUAUGCCAUCAAGAAUAUACAUGGCAUUAGAACGGGGCUCUUUACCCCAGACAUGGCCUUUGAGACCAUUGUGAAAAAGCAGGUGAAGAAGAUCCGAGAACCGUGUCUCAAGUGUGUGGACAUGGUUAUCUCGGAGCUAAUCAGCACCGUUAGACAGUGCACCAAGAAGCUCCAGCAGUACCCCCGGCUGCGGGAGGAGAUGGAGCGCAUCGUGACCACCCACAUCCGGGAGCGCGAGGGUCGCACCAAGGAGCAGGUCAUGCUCCUCAUCGAUAUUGAACUGGCUUACAUGAAUACCAACCAUGAGGACUUCAUAGGCUUUGCCAAUGCUCAGCAGAGGAGCAACCAGAUGAACAAGAAGAAGGCUUCAGGGAACCAGGAUGAGAUUCUGGUCAUCCGGAAGGGCUGGCUGACCAUCAACAACAUCGGUAUCAUGAAGGGGGGCUCCAAGGAGUAUUGGUUUGUGCUGACCGCCGAGAAUCUGUCCUGGUACAAGGAUGACGAGGAGAAAGAGAAGAAAUACAUGCUGUCCGUGGACAACCUGAAGCUGCGGGACGUGGAGAAGGGCUUCAUGUCCAGCAAGCACAUCUUUGCCCUCUUCAACACGGAGCAGAGGAACGUCUACAAGGAUUAUCGGCAGCUGGAACUGGCCUGCGAGACACAGGAGGAGGUGGAUAGCUGGAAGGCCUCCUUCCUGAGAGCUGGCGUGUACCCCGAGCGUGUUGGGGACAAAGAGAAAGCCAGUGAGACGGAGGAGAAUGGCUCAGACAACUUCAUGCACUCCAUGGACCCACAGCUGGAGCGGCAGGUGGAGACCAUCCGGAACUUGGUGGACUCAUACAUGGCCAUCGUCAACAAGACUGUCCGGGACCUCAUGCCUAAGACCAUCAUGCACCUCAUGAUCAACAAUACCAAGGAAUUCAUCUUCUCGGAGCUGCUGGCCAACCUGUACUCGUGCGGGGACCAGAACACACUGAUGGAGGAGUCGGCCGAGCAGGCGCAGCGGCGCGACGAGAUGCUGCGCAUGUACCACGCACUGAAAGAGGCGCUCAGCAUCAUCGGCGACAUCAACACGACCACUGUCAGCACGCCCAUGCCCCCGCCCGUGGACGACUCCUGGCUGCAGGUGCAGAGCGUACCGGCUGGACGCAGGUCACCCACGUCCAGCCCCACACCGCAGCGCCGAGCCCCCGCGGUGCCCCCAGCCCGGCCCGGGUCGCGGGGCCCUGCUCCUGGGCCUCCGCCUGCUGGGUCCGCCCUAGGGGGGGCGCCCCCCGUGCCCUCCAGGCCGGGGGCUUCCCCUGACCCCUUCGGUCCUCCCCCCCAGGUGCCCUCGCGCCCCAACCGCGCCCCGCCCGGGGUCCCCAGAAUCACUAUCAGUGACCCCUGAGGAGCGUCAGCCACGCAGGAAGGGCCCAGCCUCACCUACGCGACCUGCGGCCCCCCGACCAGCUGAGGCUCCCCUCUUAGACUUAUAAGCCUGUGGCCACUGGCAUCCGGCCGCCUGCCCUCCCUGCCUCCCCAGGGUCCCUAUAGAGGACUCGUGGGCUUUCUGCCCACCCAGAGGGGCCUCUAGCGCUCCCUCCAGCCAUUCUGUUAGCUUUGCCCUCCUGGUUCAAACAGUGUUCUUUCUCGUGUGUUCCUCCAUCAGGCCUGGUGGCUGUCGCGUGGGGCUCACGGCCCCAUACUCCCUGAGGCUAGGGAUGGCCCUGCGCCAGUGGGUUGAAAGACAGGGGGCCAGAGAAGAGGGAAGCCAGAGGGGGCCGAGCACGUGUCUGGAGCUGUGGGUGCACUGCCUGGUGGUGUGUGAGAGUCUAGCGUGUGUGGCCUUUAGGCCUUUAGUCUAGCGUGUGUGGCCUUUAGCCUAGCGUGUCUAGCCUUUACCCCAGACCCCCGUAAGGCUCUGGCCCCUGCCCAUCUCCUGCCCUUCUACCUUCCCUUUCUCGUCUCUCUUCUCUAUUCCAGAACCCUUGCCCACACCUGGGUCUUCUGCCCCUCCCCUCCUCUCCCCUGACUGCCGGGCUAGGCUGCCCUUGCCUUACCAGCUCUCUCCCCCUUUUCUCUCUCCCGUUCUCUCUUUGCUUUCUCUCCAACUGCCAGCCGAUCGGGUCAGGCAAGUCCAUCCCGACCUGAGAGCCCCAGGCCCCCCUUCGACCUCUAACCAGAUCCCUCCUAUUCCUCGGAGACCUCCCUUUCCAAGCCUGCCUGGACGGCUGUUCUGUGACUUGACAGUGGCUACCCGGCCCCAGAGCUUCCCCUUCAUCUGUGACUUAGUCUGUUGUAGUGGUGAGCUGACACAUCCAGGCGUGACGUUGGUGAAACUUGUGCCCCUCUGUGGUCUUGCUCCUGCCCAGUUCUAUAAAUAUCUAUAAAUACUCAUAUAUAUAUAUAUACACAUAUAUAUAUAUGUGUAUAUAUAUAUAUAUAUACACACACACACAUAUAUGGCCAAGCCUCACCUCUAGUGUCGGGAAUCAAUCACCAUGCUGUCCUUGAGGAGUCUUGUGGCCCAACUACAAGGGAACGCUGUCACCCUGACAUCCCCCUCCAAAGCGUGCCACUUCCGAUGAGCCCCCGUCGUACGCAGCCUGUGGACAGCCAGCCCCCCUCUGCCGCCCUCCCGUCCCUACCCCCCCUCGAACACGGGGGUGCCGUACUGGCAGCUGUGUGGUUCUCUGACCACUACCGGUCUUGCUGUCUCUUGGCUGAGAAUAAAACCCAUUUCUGGAUGAUGGGGAACAGUG
This is a messenger RNA of Globicephala melas (long-finned pilot whale), 4026 nucleotides long. RefSeq names its product dynamin 1 (gene DNM1). Gene Ontology annotation, molecular function: microtubule binding; GTP binding; GTPase activity. NCBI's taxonomy places the organism in Eukaryota, Metazoa, Chordata, Mammalia, Artiodactyla, Delphinidae. Gene Ontology annotation, biological process: receptor internalization; synaptic vesicle endocytosis. The record is from RefSeq and is a predicted model, not a curated record. Gene Ontology annotation, cellular component: cytoplasm; microtubule; membrane.